This is a messenger RNA of Lasiodiplodia theobromae, 3552 nucleotides long. Its product is annotated as Ubiquitin-conjugating enzyme E2. The record is from RefSeq and is a predicted model, not a curated record. Lineage: Eukaryota; Fungi; Ascomycota; Dothideomycetes; Botryosphaeriales; Botryosphaeriaceae. The transcript has a single exon. Bases 1 to 3552 code for a protein of 1183 amino acids. Gene Ontology annotation, molecular function: NAD+ poly-ADP-ribosyltransferase activity.
AUGGGUAGAAAAGAGUAUCGCGCUCACCUAGAGCAAGCUGCCGCAAGUCCCGAAACCUAUGGAGUUCUGCAAGUCUGCAACAAGGAUUCCGAGAUCGAAGUCCUUGUCCAAUGCCAGCAUGGACCCCUCACCGUCACUGCCGUCAUAGACGAGACCUGUGACUACCCUCAGUCCCACAGCUUCAUAUCCCUUUACGUUCAAGACUCCGCACCCAACGACAUCUCUCACGCCAUAGCCACGCUUGCUGAGCAACAGAUUGGACCCAAGACAAUCUUCACCUUGCUCAGGGAAAUCUCUCAGUGCUUGUCCACCGACACUGACGGUGAUACCGACAUGCCUGACUCACAGCCCGACGACCUCGACGAGGAUGACGAUUUUGAGGACGGUGCUGAAUUAAGUGACGCUUCUGACGAUGACGACUUCUUCGGCAUCGAGAAUCGGCCCCCGUCGGCUGAAAGUACGGAAACUGAAACCUACGACGACAUCAUCCCACUCGCGAAACGUAACCUUGUCCGACGCGAUCUGGUACGUGUGAAGGAGGCUGGCUUCCGAGUUAGUGUGUGCGGCCCGCUUGUCCAAGGCCACCCGGGAUACUUGAUCUCCACCUGUCGCAUCGCCAAGCUGGGUAUCUCUGAUGAAGCCAUGCAGGCUUGGCAACUGUGCCCUGCAGACUAUCUUGUCCUUCUCAUCCACUAUCCAAAUGGAUAUAAGCACAUCGGCGACAUCCAAGAAUCGACUGGGUGGAAGGGUAUGAUGGACUUCCGCUUUGGAGUAUGCUCAUCCUACAAGCCUUCCCGAAGUGAAGUCAUCAAGGCAUUUUCUACACUGACUGCAGACUCUCCCAGUGAAGAUGACAAAUCAAAGCUGCAAAAGCUCUUCAUAUCCGGACCUUUGAAAGACCUCUUCUGUGAGAAGUUCUUACCUCUUCUCAAAUGUAGAGUCAAGGAGGGAAUGUCCUGGGAUGGCGCCAUGGCGUUUUGGCAUGAUCACCAUGCCACCGAACAGAAGGGAAAGCUGGCACGCGACCCGAAAUAUCAGAAGGAAGAGACGUCAGCCACGAACCUCCCUGCACUAGUGACGGAAGACCACAUAUCCAGCUUCAACUCCAAUCACGCACCCGGAGAUCGACUAUCGCUUCCCUUGGUGGCAAUGCAGUUUUACGUUCGUCAACUCGUUCGCUGUACGGAAUUCUGUCUCAUAUGCCAUCGGAAGAUGCCCGCAGACAUUGAGGCAAUCAAGCCGUAUGUCUGCGAGAGCCAGCUAUGCCUCUAUCAAUACUCGCAUCUGGGUUUCGGCCCCAGUAUUGAGCACGAGAUCAUCUCCCAACCAGCAGUUGUCGAUCUACUGGUCAGCCUCUGCUGGGCAACCGUAAAAUCUGGUCGACUCAAACCAAGGCAUCUUCCGUUGGGUCUCGGACUGAGAGUCCCCCGGGUUGAUAUUCUGAAACUGGGUGGAGCUGUGACUGAACCUUACCCAGUUGUGGGCACAGCACCAGUCAGCUUACCUGCACCAAGCAUGGACAACAAUAAUAAGCAAUGGCUUCUACCUAGCGAGACGGCGCACGCCGCACGCCUGAACUUGGAGACUCGUGAGCUCCUUUUUGAGAUGACGGUGACUCGCGCAAGCCUCAAUCUCAAGCCAGGAGACUGGAUUCAAUUGAGGGUACUGGACGUCGAGGAAUCUCUCCAUUGCAAGGUGGAGCAGAUAAUGCUUCCGAUUAUCAAGCUCUCUAAGCCCAUUCUAUACUCCGCCACGGAACGCUCGAGGGCCUCUGGGCAGGACAUUCCGAUCUCUGUGUUCCAAGAUGCCAACUUUGUUGCAUACGACAAAGAUCUCGACUCCUUGGAUCCAUCCUCCAUGCAGGAAGCAAUGGUUGUGCUACUGGACCUUCUGCCAACCGUCAAGGAGAUGAGAGAAUUCUUGCUCCAGGGAGGAGCGCAUGCGGAUCUGGCGAAGUGGCCGAGGAUAACUUCUUCUUCCUUAGGGCUACUUCGAUGGAUUGUUGCCUCUAACCGUGCCUGCAUCAUGCAAAUCGGCGAUCCGAAUGAAGAAAAUGAACAAGAUCACGUCUGGGGAAUGCCGGGAUGGAAACAGUUCAGGAUUGCCAUGGGUGCACCGGACAAGGAGCGCCGUUUCAUUAACUCUGUCAGCAAGGUGGGAUGUGCGAUCAACCCUGACAUUCCAACCAUCUUCGCCUGGCACGGAAGCUCCUUGUUCAAUUGGCACUCUAUCAUACGCGAGGGUCUAAAUUUCGAGGAGACCAUGAAUGGUAGAGCCUUUGGUCAUGGAGUGUAUUUAUCCAAGGACCUCACAACUAGCUUAGGCUACUCGCGGUUCGGUAUCUACUCGAACACGAACACGAACACAAGCAACAAUUGGCGUUCUAGCGAGUUAGCGAUCCACGACGCUAUUUCACUCAACGAGGUUGUAAAUGCUCCCAGCAAAUUCGUUUCCUCAACCCCCCACUUCGUCGUCGAUCAGAUAGACUGGAUCCAGACAAGGUACCUCUUCGUCCACACCUCAGCUUCCAGGCCGGCGGUAUACCAACCCAGAGCGGCGCCAAGGACGCCGGAUGAACAACCGAGACUGUUGAAUCCUAUUGUUCAAGACUCUACGCAUUUCCCCGUCAACAUCGCGCACGAGAGGAUUGAGAUUCCAGCAUCUGCUACAAGAUCGCGCGCGAAGGCAGCAAAAUCUUCGCCAAGACGUCAAUCAGUCACCAAGGGAUACAAGAAGUUGAAGACAGGAAGUAUUCAAGAUCCAAUCCAUGACGAUGACGACGAUGUCCGCAGCGAAAUGACGGACCAAGAUGACUGUGAGCUACUCCAGAUGGAAUCGGAGCAAACUGAAUCCGCCACUGCUUCAAACAAUUCCGCUUUGACGGACUUCGUGCCUGGCAAGCUUGACUUCAAGACGUUGGAGAUUUUUCCUUCUCCGGAGGGUGAUGCUGCUUCUAUUUCGGCUUCAAGGCGCCUUCAGGCGGAUUUCAAUGCUAUCAGGAAAGUCCAGGACUCCCAACCCCUUCAUGAGCUUGGCUGGUACAUCGAUCCGGAACAUACGGACAAUCUCUACCAGUGGAUAGUUGAGCUCCACUCCUUCGAGCCAAGUCUCCCUCUUGCUCAAGACAUGAAGGAAAAGGGUGUAAAAAGCGUCGUUCUGGAGCUUACGUUCGGAAAAGACUACCCCUUCGCCCCUCCCUUCGUUCGCGUCAUUCGCCCGCGCUUCCUGCCUUUCCAACAGGGCGGCGGCGGCCACGUCACGGCUGGUGGCGCGCUUUGUAUGGAACUACUUACUAACGACGGAUGGAAUGCUGUCAAUUCUAUCGAGUCCGUUCUCAUGCAGGUCCGCCUCGCGAUGUCUUCAAGAGAGCCUCGUGACGCGAGGCUUGAUCCGCGCGCUUACAACUCGGACUACCGCAUCGGCGAAGCUGUAGAAGCAUACAUUCGUGCAUGCGACACCCACGGCUGGAAGGUGCCUCCGGGCUUCAUGCAGAUGGUCCGGGCUGGUAGGGCUGGCAGGGCGGACUCGGGCCUACUCCUAAGGUUUGGGUGA